Exaiptasia diaphana is the source of this 975-nucleotide messenger RNA. RefSeq names its product histamine H2 receptor-like. The coding region runs from base 1 to 975 and encodes 324 amino acids. The record is from RefSeq and is a predicted model, not a curated record. Gene Ontology annotation, biological process: G protein-coupled receptor signaling pathway. Lineage: Eukaryota; Metazoa; Cnidaria; Anthozoa; Actiniaria; Aiptasiidae. The transcript has a single exon. Gene Ontology annotation, cellular component: membrane. Gene Ontology annotation, molecular function: G protein-coupled receptor activity.
AUGAGUGCUGUGUCUGUAAGUAGUAGUCCUGCUCUUUGCUUCUUGUCCAUGAUAGCCAUUGAUCCCUACAACAUGACUAAUAUACCUGAUUCAGUCAACCCGACUCGCACCGUCCUUUCUGUUGUCAAUGGUGUAGCGUCUCCUCUAACAGUCGUUAUAAAUGCGCUGAUUUCUUGGUCAAUUCUUGAAGAUGAAGAUCUUAGAUCCUCUUCGUUUAAUAUUUUACUGGUGGCUUUAGCUGUGACUGAUUUUCUAGUGGGUUUGUUGGUUCAACCCAUCUUUUCAUAUUACCAGAGUUGCCUUGUGAACAAUUGUUAUUCGCCUUGUACCUACACGCUUUAUAUUCUGUCAGUCUUGACCUUCACGGGUCUGUCAAUUUGCACGUUAACAUUGAUGAGUUUAGAAAGAUAUCUUGCUAUCGAACAUCCCAAUUUUUACCGUAAGAUGGUUACAGCCAAAAGAGUCAUGUUAGGAACAAUGAUUUAUUGGGCAGUAAGUCUAGCAAUUUUGUUGAUUGUCACAGUUCUUGCAGUAAAUAACAAGAGCAAACUCUCAUUAGCUCCUCCCAUAGUAGUUCUAGGCCUCAGCACUUUAGUUUUUUUGUACUGCUCUAUCAAAGUACAAGUGACAGCCUACCGCCAGCGUAGAACCAUCACUCUACAGCAAGAAUCAGUUCUACAGCCCGAUGAACAACAACAACAACAAGAACGACUCAAAGAGUACAAGCGAGUGUUCAUGAUGACCAUAUUAGUGAUCGUGUCGAUUCUCUUUUACGUUCCUUUUAUUAUAGUCGCAGUGAUAAUAGCCGUCGCAGGUAAAGAUGUCACGAGUGAUUUUAAGUACGUUGCCAUGUUUAUCUGUCUGACAUUACUUCAUCUCCAGUCUCUUAUCAACCCAAUCCUUGUCUCACUGCGUCUAUCUUACAUUCGUACAAGCAUCGAAAAAAAACUAAUAAGUUGCUUUAGUUGUAACUGA